AUGGCCGACGACGAUCGCCGUACCAAACGCUCGCGGUUCGACCAAACUACUCCAGAGCCUCGACGCCAGUCGCGGUUCGACCGGCGUUCUCGAUCUCCUUCUUCGCGACAGUCCGAGGCUACUCGAACCCGGAGCCCCCUCAGUCGCGAGCCUCGAAGCCCCGGGGCUUCCAACAAGGCUGAUCCUGUCGCGGCAGCUGCUGCUGCCGCCGCCAAAAUCAACGCCCAGUUGCAGGCUAAAAAAGGAAUUCAACACGUCGAUGUACCGCCCAUUCGCUCCACGUCGAGCCCGUCCCAAUCCGCCACCCCAUCCGCCGGCGAUGCCAAACUGAAUGCCGAAAUUUAUGUUGCGGAUGGUGACUAUAUCAAAGACAUCGAAAUCAAUGACCUGCGCAACCGCUACACACUGACAAAGGGGUCAACGCAACAGAUGAUAACGGAUCAAACUGGCGCCGAUGUUACCACUCGAGGAAGUUAUUAUCCCGACAAGAGCAUGGCCACCGCAGCCAACCCGCCGCUGUACCUCCACGUGACAAGCACGAGCAAAGAAGGCCUCGAGAAGGCUGUCGAACUGAUCGACGAUCUCAUGAAGAGGGAACUACCCAACCUAGUGGAUGAACGACGAUUUCGCCGCCGGGAGCCAGAACAAGUCGAGCGCGACGAAUUUGGUCGCCGCAAAUGGCCCGAGGAAAAGAUCCCUAUCGGUUUAGAACCUAUCCCGGGUUUCAACCUCCGUGCCCAAGUCGUCGGACAGGGAGGUGCCUACGUGAAGCACAUACAGCAGAAGACGCGGUGCAAGGUUCAGAUCAAGGGCCGUGGCUCUGGCUUUAUGGAACAAAGCACUGGCAGAGAGAGUGACGAGCCAAUGUACCUUCAUGUUGCUGGUCCCGAUCCCAACGAAGUCCAAAACGCAAAGGAGCUAUGCGAGGAUUUGCUGGCCAACGUUCGGGAAAUGUACCAACGGUUUAAGGAAAACCCGCCUCAACAUAAUUACGGUGGCUAUGGGCAGCGCGGGGACCGCCACAACAACUACGGUGCGGGUGGAGGAGGCGGAGGCUACGGCAGUGGCUAUGGCAAUCAACAUCAACAUCAGCAAACCCCUCCCGCUUCAGCGAGCCCGUCUGGGUCAGGAACCCCGGCAGCUGCUACGAGUGCCGCCGACUACAGUGCGCAAUACGCCCAGUAUUACGGCUCCGAUCCCUAUGCUGCAUAUGGCGGUUACCAGAACUACGUCGCCUAUUAUCAGUAUUACCAGCAGGCUGCUGCCCAACAGCAACAACAACAGUCACAGAGUCCUGCUCCUCCCCCUCCCCCAGCAUCUGAAGCCCCUCCACCACCACCUGGGUCUGGUUCUCCUCCGCCCCCACCCCCACCUGGUGGCAGCUACAGUGCUGUUCCGCCGCCCCCAGGACUGUGA
Messenger RNA from Aspergillus calidoustus, 1416 nucleotides. The record is from the annotation of a GenBank genome assembly. NCBI's taxonomy places the organism in Eukaryota, Fungi, Ascomycota, Eurotiomycetes, Eurotiales, Aspergillaceae.